GGACGUGCCAACACAGGACGCAUCCAGGGAUCUGUAGACGCCGCUUGAUGCAAACGCCGCUCUGAUCUUUAAGCCCGACUCCCGAUGGCUACCACCGAGGGAGGCACUGCUCCGCGAGCGGGCUCCACCGCCAUGAGAGCCUUCUCCACGCAGGAGGCCGAUGCAGCAAUCGGGACCCUGUUCGCACAAGUCGGCGGCAUCUCAGACCUGCACACGCACAAGCGGUUCGGCAGUCGGCUGGCCCCUCUGGUGAGUGAGCGGGAUGAACACAGAACGCACAGAGUGGCUGAUGCAUGCAGCGUCCACACAGCACCACCAUACAUACCCUCUGUGUGAGUGUCCGUGUGCGUGUGCGUGUGUGUGUGUGUGUGUGUGUGAUUCAGCGAAGAGCCAUCAAGACGGGCGGCGCGGUGCUGGUAGAUCUGGUGGCGAGCGCGUCACAUUCGCCGACGGUGUUCAUCGUGACGGGUCAGCAGCCGAUGUCGUCGAUGAGUGUGGCAAUGACCAGGGUGACGGUGGGUGUGGUCAUGGGCCCGCUGGCGGGCGUGGCGGGCGACGAGAUGCGCGAGGAGCAAAUCGUGACAUGCAGCUUCACCGUGGACGUGGAGGGAUACGACGUCGGCAAGUGAGCACAAGUGCCUCAGUGGGAAUGAAUCAGUGAGGGCAGGCUGGCUGGCUGGUCUGCUCAGGUCUGGGUAUUUCGUUCGUGUGGCUGCAAACAUGGACGGCACCCGGCUUGCACUGUAUGCGGCCAAGUGUUGCGCCGUCUUCAAUGUGCCCAUCACCAGACACGUAAGCAGGCCAACGCCGCGAAACAGAGCCACACCGCCCGACGUGCGUGAGUAUGAACCAGGGCUGCCUCUGUUUGGCUGUUGUCAGAUGGGCAGGCCAAGGCUCGAGGGUUCGCUGGUCCACUGUCAGCUCAUCGCCGAUGACGCCGAAGACGGUAAGCCGCAACCACACCCAUUCAACACAAUAUAUCAUGCUCCCUCCCCUCCUGGCUGGUUGACGUCUGUCAGAUGCCGCCCAUCCCCCGCUCAUCAUGAAGGCCGAGUGGCACCCCUUCUCUCCGGGCCACCUGGUGGUGCUGCGGGUGUCCAACUACCCGCCCGAGUCCAGCACUCCGCCCGACGCCACUUUUGCCACCUAUAAUGUGACCGAGUCUGCUGUCGAUGCAGAGCUGCAGCUGGAGCUGCCGGCCACGUGCGAGGCGCCAUCGGGGGAGGAGCAGGGGGCGGGACGACCCAGGAUGUGCUCAUUAGGGGUGAGGGGAAAGGAACUCUGCACAUGAAUGAAGGGACCCGGUCGCCGGAUCCUGCUGGUGCUGUGUGUGCAGGUGCUGGGCGUGCAUGUUCCGUAUGACCCCUCUGCUGACCUGCCAGUGGACUUCACCUUCAUGCGCGACGAAGGGCCCCUGUGGCACCAGCUCGCCGCCAUGAUCGUCACACAGAAAGGUCGCCUCUUUGCGAUCACACCCCUUCUCCCGCGCCAGUGCCGGCUGCCCAUGGGCGUGUUCGACGACAUGCUGAGCAUGGUGGGCAGCCCCGACCUGAUGCCGCCGGCCGGGGACGGGGAGGGGCAGGGGGAGGACAUGGUUGGGGCCGAGGAGAGGAGCAUGGUGCACAGGUGGCUCGACGAGGUGCUCAGGGACGUCAAGCGGUCCAACAACGGCGAGGAAGACCACGUGAUCCUCGAGUAAGUUUGUGAAGACAGACAGACAGAUGUGUAUGUGUAAUGGACGGACGGAUGGAUGGAUGGAUGUAUGGAUGCAGGUACUCUUUCGGAGCGUACAAGCCUCGCGUGCAGGAGAUCAGUGUCAGUGCGGCCAAGGGGGCGGCGUACGUGCCGCCAGCAGAGGUGCGGCCGCCGCAGUACUCGGCAGUGGCCGUGAUCACAGAUUUCCCCGCCCUGAGCAUCGCUCUGGGCCGCGCAGGGGGCAAUGUGGAUCUCGUCCAAGUCACGGGGGCCAUCCCACCGCUGCUCACCCACACAGAGGUGAGCUUGGGUGGGGUGGGGUGGGUGGGGUGGGCAGGAGCACCCAUAUCGAUGACGGACUGAUUAUGUGGACUCGUUUGUGUGUGCAGAAGCUGGACUCGGAUGCGGUGGUGAGUGGUGGGUUGGAGGGUCGCAUCUUCGAGACUGUGAGUCUGGGCUCGGCCGUCUUCGCCUCGGCCCCCGUGACAUUCGUCAACCACGUGCUGCCCGGCAGCGCACCAGGAGUCAUCGCCAGAACCGCACAAGUGAGACAGACGGGACGGGGGGAAAGGGAACAAAAGUGACUGAUAUCUCCCCCACCACCCUCUCUCUCUGUGUCUGUUGCUGCAUUCAUGUCAUGCAGAUGGUGUGUCACGUGAGCUUCUACUGGCUCAAGUGGCUGCAGGACACCUACAGCGAGAUCGCCGACGACCCCUCCCAGGCUCCCCCGACCCUCCCCUCUUUCCAUCGCCCCCCGCCCGACCUCAUCGACACCCGUCGUGUGGCCGUCCACCACCUCGCGCGUGUCACCACCUCCCACCCCCACAGCACCAUUUUCGGGCUCAUCUUCGACCGAACGCCCCCCGCACUGAGCACCGGGCGCAUUCGCCGGUUCGAGGACAUGACGCGUCUUGGUGUGUUGUGCGAGGUGUGGGUUGAGGGCGAGGCGGGCAUCAUGCCCAACAUGCGCAAGGUGUCGGGGACGAGCGAGCUGAUUCGCGACAUGGUCAUCGGCAGUGGCAGUGGCAGUGGCAGGGGUGUGCGUGAGGUCGGGGAGAGGUACUCGGCGGACAGGCCGAGGGAGAGGGAGAGAGGCGAUGGUGACGAAGAGGAGGACGAGCAGGGUGCGCUGCUGCGGCACUACCUGAGGGCGAGGGGGCUGUUGCGGAGGGGCCCAGUAUUCGGCAGCCCGCCAGACACCGACGACAUGCACGAGGUGGGUCACUCACUCACCAACACAAGCAAGACACACACACACGUAUGUAUGCAAACACCCGAACACCCACACACGCACCUGUUUGUUCCUCUCUCAACGUCAGUUGGGUCGCUGGCUGGUGGAGUCUCUGCGCCACGGUGCCGGCUCCUUCGUCGACAGCCACCUGGAGCACAGGCAGGCCAUCAAAGUUCUUGCAGAAGCCAUCCCCGACCGCUUCCAGGAGAACAUCAACCGCAACGACCGCGCCAAGGCACAGAACGACACCGCCCAUGCGCAGCUACAGGCCCUCUGCAAUAAGUUCCGAGACAUACAGACCGCUCACGUGAGCGACGGGGUGGGCAUGCCGCCGCCGGGAUUGCAAUAUGUGUGUGGGUGUUGGUGGGUGUGGUGUGGUAAGGCUGAGCUGCAGUCGAAGUUCGAGUCGCUGCGGGCGAGGGUGCAGUCGCGGAUUGACAGCCGAGUGCUGGACGCCCUGUCGCUUCAGAUGGGGGCGGGCGUCAUGGCCCAGCUGGCGGAGGCAAAGCAGCUACUGGCGCGGCACAAGAGAUCCGUCAGCACAUACACUACACCUGGUCAGUCAGCACGUGGUGGAGGCACCGCACCUCGCUGUAUGGGUGUGUUGUCACGGUCGUGGCGCCUGUCUGUCUGUCUGUCUGGAUGGAUGGAUGGAUUGAUGUCUUUGAUGGAGCAGACGACAGUAUGAAUGCGGUGCGGGUGCUGGAGGAGUCGCUGGAUAACGUGAGCCAGAGGGCCAACAAGCUGCUCAAGGCCAUCGAUGACGUCUCCAGGAAGGCAUACACACGACCAGACAGAGAGACUCAGCCGGCGUAGAGACAGAAUCUGAUGCGCUGCAGGCUGGUAGUGCCAUGUAUGUGCAGAGACAGACAGACAGAGGGAGGGCAGGGCUCACACUGUCCAAGUGUCCAUAGCCAGAUGGUAUGUCACCUGUCACCUCUAUGCCAAGCGGGAGGGCGAUUCCACGGAAAUUUGUGACUGUAAGGAUGGGUGUCUGAUUGAUUGAUUGGUUGAUUGCUGCACCACAUGACAGUCCCAAUGAGCAUACAGACAGGUGAGGUGGCAUGCAGGUAUGCGUUUGUCUUUGGUUAACUGCGGUGAAUGC
Vitrella brassicaformis is the source of this 4031-nucleotide messenger RNA. The record is from the annotation of a GenBank genome assembly. Lineage: Eukaryota; Vitrellaceae.